Messenger RNA from Oppia nitens, 2550 nucleotides. RefSeq names its product serine/threonine-protein kinase BRSK2-like. Gene Ontology annotation, cellular component: cytoplasm. Gene Ontology annotation, biological process: intracellular signal transduction; protein phosphorylation; microtubule cytoskeleton organization. The record is from RefSeq and is a predicted model, not a curated record. The transcript is spliced from 12 exons. Gene Ontology annotation, molecular function: tau-protein kinase activity; ATP binding; protein serine/threonine kinase activity. The coding region runs from base 191 to 2461 and encodes 756 amino acids. NCBI's taxonomy places the organism in Eukaryota, Metazoa, Arthropoda, Arachnida, Sarcoptiformes, Oppiidae.
ACAACACAUAUAAAAACGUAUAACAGUAUUGUCGAUGGCGUCGGUCAUCAAAUGCCAUUAAUUAGUGGAAUAUAUCAAUAAAUUUAAUACAAUUGAACCACAAUUCCAAUGUGUCUUCAUUUAUUGUCUACUGUUGUGGUAUGUCUGCCAAUGUUCAUCACCACAAAUACACAUUAGAUUAUCACCAAAGAUGUCGGGCUUAAGAGAUGGCAACAAUCAAGACAUCCACCAACACUCCUAUCAAUACGUCGGGCCGUAUAGACUGGAGAAGACACUCGGCAAAGGACAGACUGGAUUAGUCAAAAUGGGUGUGCAUUGUGUGACCGGUAAGAAAGUGGCCGUAAAAAUAGUCAAUCGGGAAAAACUAUCCGAAAGUGUCCUCCAAAAGGUGGAAAGAGAGAUAGCGAUAAUGAAGUUGAUAGAGCACCCACAUGUUUUAGGACUAUACGAUGUUUAUGAAAAUAAGAAAUACCUGUACCUAAUCCUAGAGCACGUAUGCGGUGGAGAAUUGUUUGACUAUUUAGUAAAGAAGGGUCGGUUGACCCCCAAAGAGGCCCGUCGUUUCUUUCGGCAAAUCAUAUCCGCCCUCGACUUCUGUCACAGCCAUUCCAUAUGUCAUCGAGACUUAAAACCUGAAAAUCUAUUAUUGGACGACAAAAAUAACAUAAAGAUAGCCGACUUCGGAAUGGCAUCCCUUCAGAUGGAGGGCUCAAUGUUGGAAACGUCGUGCGGAAGUCCUCACUACGCGUCGCCUGAAAUCAUUAGAGGAGAGAAAUAUGACGGACGACAGGCAGAUGUCUGGUCCGUUGGUGUUAUACUGUAUGCCCUAUUAGUGGGUGCCUUACCUUUCGAUGACGAUAAUCUCAGACAAUUGCUUGAAAAAGUCAAAAGGGGUGUCUUUCAUAUCCCCCAUUUCGUGCCCCCUGAAUGUCAAGAUCUUCUCCGUACAAUGAUUGAAGUCAAUGCAAACAAACGUAUUUCCCUAGCACUGGUAACUCGACAUCCAUGGGUAACAUCGGGCAGCAAAAGUGAACUCGAGUUAGAAUUACCGAUGAAAGAAGUGGUUCAGACUCACAUAAUUCCUAAUGUCGAUGACAUAGACCCCGACGUCUUAACAAAUAUGACAUCUUUGGGCUGUUUUAAGGACAAGGAAAAGCUUUUAAGAGACUUACUCAUCGCUACUCACAACACCGAAAAAGUUAUAUAUUUUUUAUUAUUGGACCGCAAGAGACGUAAGCCUUGUUUUGAAGACGAAACCGAAUCCAUUAUAAGAAAUCGAUCGGAAUCUGCUGAUCCGCCGCGAAAACGAGUUGAUGUUCGGCCCAAUUCAUCGACUCCGAGACAUACCUCUGAUUUACUUUCGGACGGAUCGCCAAUUACUCCGAGAAGAUUUCCCUAUGGCGUCAAUUCCUCGACAAAACUAUAUAUAAACUGUACUCCAAUUCAUAAUAGAAGAAACAUUAAUAGGAGGACAACUAAUGGCACUACAAAUAACUUAUUAGUUUCACCCUUGAAUUCCCCGAAACCUCAUCGGACAUCAAAUAAUAGUGAAGAGCUUAUGGAAACACCUCCCGGUUCGCCACUCUCUCAGCCCUAUUGGAAGUCACGGCUCAAUACACUUAAAAAUAGUUUUCUUGGAAGUCCUCGAUUUCAUCGACGAAAACUUCAGGUUCCCCUCUACGAUGACAUUGGUUUAACACCGGAGUCAUCUCCAGAACUCACAAAGAAGUCAUGGUUUGGCAGUUUAAUGGGCACAGAGAGAGAUGAAACACACGUUUUAUUAAUCAAAGAUCGUCCGCUGUCUGCCAUAAAAGCAGAUCUCAUUCAUGCAUUUCUUUCGAUAUCAGAUUUAAGUCAUUCCGUGUUAUCGCCGAUGUCUUUUCGCGUUGAAUAUAAGAGACCGGGCGGUACAGCCAUGUUUCAGAGGAAUGUCCGCUUCCAUGUCGACAUCACAUGUGCCACACCACCGGCUGAUAAUCAGACUAAUGGUAGCCUUGAUAUUAGUGCUGAUAAGCCCACCAUAUAUUGCAUUACAUUUACAUUAAUUUCAGGUCCGUUACGCCGUUUUAAACGUAUCUGUGAUCACAUUCAGGCACAAGUUAUGGGAAGAAGAGCUGCGAGUCAACACUCGCCAAGAAUUAGUCGACGGCCAACAAGAGAGUUAAGUGACACCAGUUCUUGUGGUUCGUGCGGAUCCGAUAGUCUCUCACCAACGCCUACACGUCUACACGUAUCUGAAGAUACAGUCAGUUUGGCAGCCGCUGUGGUCAACACGAGUACAACCAAUCUAACGGGUGCUUUGUCCCGAUGUAAGUCAGACCAGGACGCAGCUAAAGACAUCUUUGAAAGAGAAACCAAUCGUCUCAGUGAAAGAAGACAAGAGAGCGUCCGACUCAUCAAUAAUAUAACAAACGGAAGGCGUCUUAGUUUAGAGCCUAAGCUGCAAACGGAUAAAGUAUGAGACGAUUAUCCCAUUCAACCCCAACUAUGAUCUCAAUAUUGGCGCUCAAUUAGAUGUAUACCAAUUGGACUGCAAAUUAAGUGUAAUUG